GCGGGAGAAAGAGAGCGAGAGCGAGAGCUGGAGAGAGGGCCAGGUAUAUAUAGACGCGAGGCCCUGCUGAACCACAUCACUCGUAACGAUGAAGCUCCUGGUUGUCGCGUCAGCGCUGCUGGCAGUCGCUACUGCCGAGCAAGGUUAUGGUGGCGGAGCGUCCUCUGGCGUAAGCUUCUCCCAUGGCGGCGGCGGCGGAGGAGGAGGCGGCGGCGGCUACGGCAGUGGAGGUGGAGGUGGCGGUGGCUUUGGCGGUGACUUUGGCGGUGGGUUUGGCGGUGGCUUUGGAGGAGGCUUUGGAGGCGGCUAUGGCGGUGGUGGAAGCUGUGGUGGAGGCCAAGUGCGUCACGUUGACGGCAGCUGCGUCACGCCCCAGGUCACCCGCAACCUGUACGUCUACCGCGCCCCAGAUCUUGCGCCCAUCGUGGGGCCGCGCCCUCCAGUGCCUCCUCCCCGCCUGGAGCACAACAUUGUGUUCAUCCACACUCCUGAGAGCCUCAUCAACCAGCAGCCUGUCGUGGUGCCUCCCCCCCAGCAGAAGAACGUGGUGUACCUGCUGAGCAAGCGGCCUCAGCAGGAUCAGCAGCUUAUCCACGUGCCGGCACCCGAGCAGGAGGCACCAGAGAUCUUCUUUGUCAACUACGCCGAAGGAGAGAACCCGUCCCUGCCCACCGGCGGCGACCUGCUCUCUGCCCUCAGCAAGGCCUCGCAGGGCAGCGGCGAGGUUGUCCAUGGCGGCAGCGGCGGUGGCUUCGGCGGUGGCUUUGGCGGCGGUUUUGGCGGCGGCAGUGGUGGUGGUUUCGGCGGCGGCAGUGGUGGUGGUUUCGGCGGCGGCUCUGGUGGCUAUGGCGGCAGUGUCUCCACUCCCUCCAACCUGUACACCACCCCCUAAGCUCCUACCGGCGUCGCGCCCAGCGCCACGCACGUCACAAGCGGCUAUGGUCCCUGGCUGGCUGCGCCUUUCCCCCUCCCCCCACCCUGCAAAUAUCUUCAUCCACAUUGUAUUUUUGUACUCGCUCCAAGGAAGAAUGGAAUCACUUGUUUAGUUUU
Molecule: messenger RNA, 1050 nt
Organism: Portunus trituberculatus (swimming crab)
Lineage: Eukaryota; Metazoa; Arthropoda; Malacostraca; Decapoda; Portunidae
Product: glycine-rich protein 23-like
Exons: 2
Coding region: 89-892 (267 amino acids)
Source: RefSeq, a predicted model, not a curated record